AUGGGUGUGCGCGGGCUGACGCGCUACUGCCGCCAGAACGAGGCCUCGACGUCUGUGGAGGAUCUGGACUUGCACGAUGUGACUCUGGCCGUGGACUUUGUGGGAUUCCUCUACUACUUGUGUGAGGAGCUCUUCAACGAGAGCAACGCGUCGCCCUCAUGGUUAUUACUGGGUGGCUGCACGCUGCGGCUCGAACGGUACGUGGACACGUGGCUUAAGCGCCUGAGAGAGCGCAAGGUCCGUCUCGUGUUCAUUACAGACCCGCCGCAAUGUUUCGGGGGCGAGAGUCACCGCAAAGGCUACUGUCUACAGGACCGCGCAAUGCAGAAGGCCCAGCAGAUUGAACAGCUGGCUCAGAGCCUAGAGAAGAACAGUAUCAUUAGCUCUACCCACGAGUCUGCCAGUACUACGAGUAGUGCUGGAUUAGAGGCACAGAGUCCCCAGCAGAAGGGGAAAGUGGCCAGGACGCUGUUACAGACAAACGGGCGGUUCCCGUUCGCUCGAGAGAAACUGCGUGGCGUGCUGAAGAAGCAUGGGAUCGGAAUUAAGACUGCAAGUCGAGAGGCCGAUGAAGAACUGGGCACUUUGGUGAGGACAGGGAAAGCCUUCGCAGUGUUGGCGGAAGAUUCCGACUUUUUAGUCAUGAGUGGGGUGAGGUAUAUUCCGUUUAAGAGCCUGGGCUUCUACCAGUGUGGUCAGAAUUUAGAGCAGAUGAGGAUCCGAGCGAGAGUUUUCUCGUCCGAAAUGGUGGCGGACUCGCUCGGACUUGAGGUGGAGCAGCUCGUGGACUUGGCGCUACUGUGUGGUAACGAUUUUACGUCGUUAUUGGACAAUGAAUACGAGAUGGCUACACUGCUGGACUUCCCAGUGCAGAGAAUGCAGGGAUCUCUCUACCCAACCGAUGCAGCGAGGUAUGUUGCCGGGCGCAUGUCAAUACUGGAGAAUCCCUUCUUGGUCGAGGUUGAGACGAAGAAGAAGGGGUUUUUGAGAGCACUGUUUGAGAUCUACCGCUUCUACGGACACACGGCUGCGUUUCUGAAGAAAUUUCCCAUGGCAGUCGAGUCCAUUCUACCGGCGAAGAAGCUGAAGCAGUACAAACUACUGAUCGAUCACUACGAUUUUCCUCCCAUGGCGAUCGAUAUCCUGGAGACGAAAGCUCGUGGACUCAGCCAAAGAUUCGAUGCGUUGGCGGCGAUACCUGGUCUUGAAGACAAGUCGCUCGAUGAAUUCCAAGCACCAGCGCGGCGUUUGUCGUAUUUGGUGCUGGACACGCCGGCGGUUGAGGAAGGAACUUUCAAUAGUUGUGUGGUGGUUCACGUUGCACCCUUGGAAUUCCUACGUCCGCUCAUAUCUGUCCCAAUUCAAGGACGCGGUACCAAUGUGGUAGAGCGAGUGUUUCGUUCUUUGAUGUUUGUUCUACUCUAUGAAGCCCCCGACGGAAAAACUUUGCGAGCAGGGCAGUUAGCUGGUUUGCUGGGUGGCAAGGACAAAAAGGGAGUCGCAGUGAGGGUCAUUGUGUACUCUUUGCUCGUCUUGUGGAAACAGGACCGCACAUACCUGACGAAUGCGAGCUUGCUGGAUGAUCGUUUACUGGAGCUGCUAUUGCUGACGUCUUUAAUUUCGUUUGCUGUGGACUCUUCCAAGCGAAAACCAGGAGAUCGAGACCCUGUGUUGUUUGACGAGCAACUGCUGAAGAUGGAAAUCUACGCUGUCGUGGGUGGAUAUCUGGAGAUACUAAAGCAGCUUCACCAGUUGCGCCUUCUCUUGGGAAGCAAAUCGCCACAAAACUCGGGAUGUUUAACGUAUUUCUCGGGAGAAGUAUUUGUGAAGGUGUGUCACAUUUUGAUGCGAAAUGGUAGCAGCGCGAAGGUAAAGUCGCCCAAGAGUGCCGCGAAAUUAUCUCGAAGGGAAGUGGAACCAGUGAUAAAAGCGUUUGCCGAAAUCUCCGACAAGAAUCUGUUUUGGUCUCACUACACGUACGUUCGUGCUACGACGCUGCGCAUGAAAGAACUCAUCGUACUUCCAGUCGCUGUGGCGCGUGCUAGCGUGAAGAACAAGAGCGCCGCGACAACAGCGUUAGAGACCGCCAUGCAAAGCUACGGAUACACUCGUGCAGAUGGGCAUGAGCUCCAGCCAGCCACUGCUACGCCACCGUUGCCACUUUGCUCGCCACCGCAUAUCCAACGACCGGCGCCAGCCUUUAGCCCUUCUCCAGUUGCAGUUAACGCGAGACCUCCCCCGCUUGAUGCUUCAGCUUCAACGUUUAAUUCUCGUUCGGUGAAGGGGUUAAUGCCAUCGUCUGUAGCGAAGCGCCUCGGCACUGACAGUGCCAUGCGCGAUGGUGCUGCAUAUAUCCCUGAGAGUGAGCCGGAGCCCAAGAAGCCAGUGAGUCUGAAGGGGAUGAUCAAGACACUACCUGUGUUUGCCCAUCGAGAGGAGAUUCUGGAGAAUGUGGCAGCUAAUCAACUGACGAUUAUCCAAGGUGAGACUGGCUGUGGCAAAAGUACGUCUGUGCCUCAGUUCUUGUACGACUCGUGGGCUCGUGAUAAAGCUGCAUUCGAGCGUCCAGUCAACAUCUACGUGACACAGCCAAGACGAAUCGCUGCAAUCGAACUGGCCAACACUGUGGCUAGAAUGCGAGAAGGAAAUGAGUUUAAGGAGGAUGGCCAAGUAGGAAAAGCCAUUGGCUAUCGGAUUGGCCAGAAGCACUUGACUUCCAGCAAGACGAAGAUCACAUACGUCACGACAGGUUACAUGGUUGAACGGAUUAUUCACGAUCCAGAGGCGCUGAUGAAGAUUACACACCUUGUUCUGGACGAAGUGCACGAGCGCAGUAUGGAUGUGGAUCUGCUGCUGCUGCUGCUGAAACUCCAGUUGAAAAAGCAACCUCACCUCCGUCUCGUGAUCAUGUCGGCAACCAUGGAUGCUCAGGUUCUUAUCAAGUACCUCGGCAAGGCGUUGUCGACACGAUUAGUCAACAGGAAACAUUUAUUUGUCGGCUCUAAGCUGUACCCGGUGAAGAACGUUUACCUCGAUGAGCUGUCUGAUUGGUUCCCAGGCUUGUUGCGACGCUGUCAGAAGGAGAUGGUGCUCAUGAGAGACCAGUUUCGCCUCCUUUCGCAAAGCCGCCAGAGCGCCAACAGCCAAGUGGCGAAGAAGGCGAUCGCGAAAAUCCAUGAAAAGCAUUUGAUUGUCGUUGUUGAAAUGGUGCGUUUGCUGAUUGAGGGCCAGCGUCAUCAAGCUGGAUCGCAGUCGCAGUGCAUUCUCGUCUUCCUCCCUGGUAUUGGGAGUAUCAACACACUGUACGAUUCGCUGAGUCUUGUCGCUAUGAGUGCACGUGGUCAAAAUGUACAGGUUAUGGUGCUGCACUCUGGUAUCGAGCUGGAGCAUCAGCAGGAGGCGUUCAAGCUUCUCGGCGGGAGAUCCACGAAGAUCAUUCUGUCCACGAACAUCGCUGAGAGUAGCGUGACCAUCCCGGAUGUGACGCAUGUGAUAAACUGCGCCAUUGAGAAGCAGAUCGAGAUGCCCAACGCUGGAAGCUCACACGCUGAAGUUCUAGUGGACACGUGGUGCUCGCGUGCCUCGGCGCUGCAGCGUUCUGGGCGUGCUGGGCGAGUCAUGCCUGGCACAGCAUUCCACUUGUUUACCGCAGCUUUCCGCGACUUGUGUAUGGCCGAAUACAACACCCCGGAACUGUUGCGCAAACCUCUGGACCGCAUCAUCCUGCAACUCAAGGGACAGCUGAACGAGUUUGGAGUGCCGAGUGCUCUUCUCCGUCAAGCUUUGGACGCUCCAGACCUCUCGCAUGUCGACGGAGCCUACAAGUUGCUGGCUGCUUUUGAUGCGAUUGACUCUGAAGAUGAAGGCGAUUCUCGCUUGACGAAGUUCGGGUCUUUUGUCUGCCACUUGCCUCUCAGCCUUCAGCUGUGCCGACUGUUGAUGACAGGCGCUUACACUGUUCAGGACAACACAAGCAAGGGUGAAUCGUGGCCACUGUUGCUGAACACUGUCAUCCUAGUGGCGAUUCUUGCAGUGCCCGAUCUGUUUGUGAUGCCGUCUUUCUACCACGCCCAGUCAGCGCAGAGUUAUCUGAAAGAAAUGAAGAAAAACCUCCAAGCAAAGCUCAAACUCGAUGGAGGAAUGUGGAGCGAACCGUUGUCCAUAUGGCUCUUCUACAUGGAAACGAUGAGCGAGCAGCGAGUCAACGUCAAGCGCAUCUUGAGUGGCGUAUUCCACAAGCUGUCCAUCUCGGCUCGCCGAUACCAGACGCUGAAUUCCCUGAUUUCCGAUCUCUGCGCGCGGUUAAUUUCGCUCUCAAAGAGCAAGACUGAAGGAUUCGAGCAGCUCCUGGACGCGAAAGCGGUCGUCAUGUUGACCAAGCUGGAUGCGUAUGCGAGCUCGCAGCGGGUGGACAAGAAGCUGCUGGAAUUCGCGCGAGAUGUCGUCGAUGACAAGCGCGAUGGAGCGCGUAUUCUGCGUUUCCUGAUCAUCCAGAACUUCGGCGAGCAUUUGAUCGGAAGCACUCGGGACAAGCCGUCCAAGUUUGCGGACGAUGACCUCGAUGGCACUGAUCGAGUCGACUUGAAGGUGAGCAGAGAAGAAGCUGCCGAGUUCAAGUCUUUGCCAAACCGAGGCAAAGCCACUCUGUUCAACCAAUUGGCCAAGAGCGCCAACCCGAUGGACGAACUUGCUGCUCUGGCGUACGAUGGGAAUACUGUGUCGAUCUACUCGUACACUACACCGAGAAACCAGAACGAGGGGGGCGAAGACGACGAGAACUGCUUCAGUGAAGUGACUAGGGACACAGUGGAGAGAAUGAGUUUCCCCGUCUCGCUUGUUUACUACAUUUCCGGCGAGAAGUUCCCUGUGAACCUGGGUAUGCGGCCGACGCCAGAGGAACGAGAGCUGGCGUUCAAGUUUCGUGUAGGAGGCAGUAACUCGUGUGGCCUGACGUGGCAGCAGCAGAGGAAUAAUGUCAAGGCGUCGACCGGUAGUCGCAGUCUGUUCUCACUUCCUGUCCGACCGCUGAAAACCAAGACGAAGAAAGGAACCAAAGAGGCCAAACUGCUAGCUGUGUACGCUGAUCGUCUGUUCACUGGUGACGAGACGAGAAUGUGGUGCACGAACUGCACGUUGCUACCCCCGACUAGUCUGUGCUACUACCCGAUCAUGUUACUCGUUACUGCUCCACGUUAUGCGAAUAUUCAGCUGCACAUGGAUGCUGAAGCUGGCGAGAUUUUGCUGGUCAAAGUGGGGGCACAAGACGCAACGUUCCCUCUCAAAAUGGCGCUGAAGGUUGAAGUGCUGGCAACGAUUAAUGCAGUGCGCUCGGCGUUGUCGGACGCAUUAAAUGCGACGGUGGGAGCUCGGAGAGUCUGCGUGACCGACUUGUUGGCAUUGUCGGACGACUCGGUUUUCAUGAAGGAGAGCAAGGUCAACGCGAAGCGAUGCAAAUGGCAGCGCAUGGCAAUGAAUGGACCGGGCAAGGCGAUGCUGAAGGGAGGAGAGACGCCAGCGCGCUUCCCGGAGCUCUUUAUGGCUUAGGUAUGUGUUGUGGCGGUGGAAUUUUUUAACUGCUUGGUAUGGAGGUGAUCAUGGAGGGUCGUCUAAUCAAUUUAUCGUGACGGUAAUUCUUGCAA
Messenger RNA from Phytophthora infestans T30-4, 5639 nucleotides. RefSeq names its product ATP-dependent RNA helicase, putative. Gene Ontology annotation, cellular component: intracellular anatomical structure. Gene Ontology annotation, molecular function: nuclease activity; RNA binding; ATP binding. NCBI's taxonomy places the organism in Eukaryota, Oomycota, Peronosporomycetes, Peronosporales, Peronosporaceae. The record is from RefSeq and is a predicted model, not a curated record. The transcript has a single exon. The coding region runs from base 1 to 5544 and encodes 1847 amino acids.